Messenger RNA from Episyrphus balteatus (marmalade hoverfly), 649 nucleotides. RefSeq names its product probable trafficking protein particle complex subunit 2 (gene Trs20). Bases 137 to 556 code for a protein of 139 amino acids. Gene Ontology annotation, biological process: endoplasmic reticulum to Golgi vesicle-mediated transport. The transcript is spliced from 2 exons. The record is from RefSeq and is a predicted model, not a curated record. NCBI's taxonomy places the organism in Eukaryota, Metazoa, Arthropoda, Insecta, Diptera, Syrphidae. Gene Ontology annotation, cellular component: nucleus; cytoplasm; TRAPP complex.
UAGCAAUCUGAACACGUCUUACUUACAUAUGUUUUCUAUUUCCAAUAAAAACUAAACUUUUUUGUAUCCAUUUUUGUAUCUAUUUUAAUUUUUUUUUCCUUUAAAACUUGCUUAAAAUUACUAAAAUUAAAAAAAAAUGUCUAAUUAUUACUUUGUAAUAGUCGGUCAUAAUGAUAAUCCAGUUUUUGAAAUGGAAUUCUCAAACGUUAGCAAGGAAUUAAAGAAAGAAGAUAAUAGACAUUUAAAUCAAUUUAUUGCACAUGCUGCAUUAGAUUUAGUCGACGAACACAAAUGGAAAAUACCAAACAUGCAUCUCAAGUCCAUCGACAAAUUCAAUCAAUGGUUUGUUACUUCUUUUGUAACAGCAAGUCAAAUAAGAUUCAUUAUUGUACAUGACAACAAAAACGAUGAGGGCAUUAAGAAUUUCUUUAACGAAAUGUAUGAAACCUAUAUAAAACAUUCCAUGAAUUCAUUUUACAAAAUCAAUACGCCAAUCAAAUCGCCAAUGUUUGAGAAGAAAGCUCAACUUUUUGGUCGAAAGUAUUUGCUUUCUUAGUUUAAUUUUAAGUUUGUUGUAGUGAUUGCAUAGAUGUUUGUUGUAAAAGAAGAAACAUUUGUAUAAUAAAUAUAUUAAAUAAGUUAAAAAAGA